Messenger RNA from Drosophila subpulchrella, 923 nucleotides. RefSeq lists its product as uncharacterized. The record is from RefSeq and is a predicted model, not a curated record. The transcript is spliced from 4 exons. Lineage: Eukaryota; Metazoa; Arthropoda; Insecta; Diptera; Drosophilidae. The coding region runs from base 97 to 735 and encodes 212 amino acids.
UCAUGAGAACUCAUUGCUUUUUGGCUUUUAUUCGAAGUUGAUCUAGGCAUUUCCAAAAAUAAUAAGUUUUUUUUUCUGGCAAAAUACGAACUAAAAAUGGAUCAUAUUCCAAUCGAAAUGGACGAAGAGAGCAUUAGUGCAAUGAACAACGUUAUUGGAAAGGCCACAAAAUCCGCGACUGCAAAAAUGAACCAAUUCAAAAACGAAUUGAAAAAGAGUCAGGACUAUCUUAUUUCCACACAGGGUCCGAUGGAACAGGAAAUAAUGAAAGAGGCUUUGAAGAUCAGAGCUGAUGAGUUUGAGGAGCAUUACAAAAAAUAUAUUAAGAAUAACAUAUUUGACGACAAAGAAAAAGAUUCCGUCAGUGAUCAAAAAUCGGAUAUGGAGGAACAUCAAGCUGAUAAAAUAAAGAAUCGCUUAAAGGAGAAAUAUGAGGAAGCUCUAAAGCACGAUGAGAAAUUGGAGGCUGAAGCGAAGCGCUCUUUCAAUGAUCCUGAUUCUGAAGUGGUAGAACAUCAAACUGAAUUAAAAAAACGCCACAAGGAUCAAGUAGACCUUUAUAAGGUGGUGCAAGAAAAGUUGAUGGCCAGCUUCAAGAAGGAUAUGGAUAAGCUUAUGAUAAAGUUUGAGGCGGAGUAUUCACGACUCAGUAAGGCCCAUUCCGAGUUAAUGGCAGAUACUCCAAUGCAACCGGAAAUGGACAAUACCGAUGCCUCCAGCACUCAUCAGCCUUAGAAAAAUGUUUGGACCUUUUGAGCAGUUAUACAGUUUUAUUUACACAAAACAAACGCCACUGGGAGACGCCACAGAAUAGACGCCAAUGAAGAAAUUCCAUACCCGCCUUGUAUUUUAAAUUACCUUGUUUUAAAUUUUAUUUUACAUAUCUCAAGCAAUUAAUAAAUACUAAUUGAGAGAUUAAAAAA